UUGACCUUUGGGAAUUUGUUCUAGUUAAGUUUAAUUUGUUUAAUCUCUGUAUUGAUUCUGUUCAAACUUCAUUGGACUAUACCAUUUUUCCUCAAAUCCUCUCUCCACUGUGGGUGAUUGAAGAAGAGUCCAAAUACUGCUCAACAGCUGAAGCACACAUAAGGGUACUUGAUAAUAUUGGUAAUCCUAGUUCUUGUGUGAAUAGCAGUUCUAUCCAGAUAGUUUGGGGAUUCCAUACUUCAAAUUAUUGUUUUUUUUCUACGAUUUUUGGUGAUUAUUGUUAUAAGUGAUCCUUUUGCUCUUAUGUUGAUUUGACAGUGUGAAUAGCAGUGUUGUCCUGAUAGUUUAAAGAUUUUGUCAGUUUUCCGCAUAUGAUUUAGAGAUUCCUUACUCCGUAAUAUUGCUUAUUUUCUACAGCUUCUUGGUUAUUAUUGUUACAUGAUGUCUCCUAAGGGAAGAAAGCAUUGUCGAAGUUUACCUUUUGACGUCCUUGUCAACCUUCCUGAUAAUGUGAUUGAUGUCAUUCUGACACAUUUGCCUUACAAAGAUGCUGUGAGGACAAGCGUCUUAUCGAAGAAAUGGAGGUACAACUGGUGUAGACUUAUAGAGUUGACGCUUGAUGAAUCUCUUUGGGAAACACAAAAGGAUCUACUAAAUCCUACAGCUAAAUUUACAAAGAUUAUCUACCAUCUUUUGACCCUUCAUGAAGGACCCAUUACUAAGUUUACCCUCGACAUUGCCAAUUUGAGAAGCAGUCCUGAUAUUUACGACUUCAUAUAUUUCCUACCUAGGACUGACAUUCAACAUCUUGUUCUUCACCUUCCAUGGAAAAAGCUAUAUAAAUUGCCUUCUUCACUUUUCAGAUGUUGGCAGCUAAGGCAUCUAAAUCUUCAUAAUUGCCUAAUUAUUCCUCCAUUGGCCUUUGACAGAUUUGAUAGGUUAGUCAGUCUGGAACUAUGUAGAGUCACAGUUUCCUCUGAAUUUCUCGGAAGUUUAAUAGCUCAUUGCUCGUUGCUUGAGCAGUUGGUGCUGAAAAUAUCGGAAACUUCAGACAUCAUUGAAAUUAAUGCCCCAAUGCUAAGAUCCUUUGAUUUCAUGGGCAAUAUAAGUUUUAUCUGUUUAAAGAAUGUCCCUCUUUUGGCAAAAGCAUCUCUGAUAAGCAAGAGUUCUUCUACGGAGGCAGGGAAUUUUGAUUAUGCAAAGUUUUUCGAGUCUUGUUCUGCUCUUGAGCACCUACUCUUGAACUUUGGUUAUAGCGAGUUCUUUGCAGAUGAAGUACCGACAAGGCUUCCCAUUUAUCUUAACCGUGUCAAACGUUUUCACCUGCCUGAAAUUAUGCUGAAGGAAUCAUAUAAGCUCUCGUGUGCUCUCUGCUUGUUAAGAAGCUUCCCAUAUUUGGAAUAUCUCAAAGUUGAGGUUCUUAAUGUGUGGCCGGUUUACAAUGAAGUUGAUAGUAUUCAAGAAUCCCUUGAAUUCGAAAAUUUCUCAAAUGUCACAUUUAAUCACCUCAGAAAAGUUACGCUAGUAAGCUUUGGAGGAACAACGCCUGAAAUGCAGCUUAUCAAGCUUUUGUUAGCCAAGUCCCCAGUGUUGGUGAAAAUGGUAAUCUAUCCAGUAUUUUAUCUUGACACAAGAUCAGAAACACUCGCUGAGCUAUCGAAAUUUCGGCAUGCAUCACCUACAGCAGAAAUAGACUAUCAUAUGGAAGCUAAAACGGAAUAGGUAGAAACAAAUGUUGAUGUAGUAGUAUAACAUUGUGUCUUGCCUUUCCGUAGUAAGAUAAAGAGACGAGUGAUUAUCUGUUUGGGAACAUGAGCAUUUUUGGAUGGAUGUUUUGAUUAGUUUGUUCUGUAAUAACAUUGUCAUUACAUGUUUAAGGAUUUUUUUUACAUUUUAGUGCCUGCUCAUGAACGAUUUGUGGAAUUUACAUACACAAGAGUUGA
Lycium ferocissimum is the source of this 1943-nucleotide messenger RNA. RefSeq names its product F-box/FBD/LRR-repeat protein At1g13570-like. The transcript has 4 exons. Lineage: Eukaryota; Viridiplantae; Streptophyta; Magnoliopsida; Solanales; Solanaceae. The record is from RefSeq and is a predicted model, not a curated record. Gene Ontology annotation, molecular function: protein binding. The coding region runs from base 439 to 1722 and encodes 427 amino acids.